AAACCUCUGACAUUGUUCCAAAGCUGAAUAAUGGCUGUAUUUGCUUUUGACAAGAGUUGGAAUUUGAAAUGUUUUGGCAUUGACGGAAGGGAAACUGUUCUUUCCAUGCUAAGAAUACACUGUCAAGCAUAUGGUUGAUCUCGCAAUAUGUGAUGGUGGGUGUCAGUCAGCAGUUUUUGAUUGGCUGGCGGCUGCUCAGCUUGCAGGAAUGUAAUGACUGUGAUGUCAUAAAGGGGUGGAGAUGUGAGCAUUCUGUUCACGUGCUGGCCAUAAUUACAUUACAUUUAUUUAGCAGAGGAUGAUAACAGCAGAGAUUCUGAUAUGUCCUAUUUUAUAGCGCACAGAGCUAGCUGCAGCUAAUGUUGUACUAUGCAGGCACAGUGGUGAGGAGCUGAACUCAUAACCAGAAGGGUGCAUGUUCAACGCCCACAUUGGGGGCAUUUCUGUGUGCCUGCAGGCAAAGAUGGCUAACCUGGAUUUUCCAGAGGUCUCCAGUUACGUUAAUGAUGAAUAUGUCAAUAUGUAACCUGCAAACCUUACCCUGAGUAAAGCUAACCCAGUAUGUUAUGUGCUCUUUGCGUAAUUCUGACCCCCAGUUGUGUUGGUCAGUCACUGGAUUUUUAGGUGUAGUUUCAGGGCCUCCAUUUAAGGCAUCUAGUAGAGCCACGACCAGUGACCAUCUGCGUUUGAGGGUCAGAGAGCGUGAGCAGGAGAGAGGGGGAGUUUGGUGGGCUUGGAUGCUGAUUAUUUCCCCCCCCCUUUUAGAACGGAAAAAAUGUCCUUCUGUAAGUGAAUCAAAUGCUGACAAUGCUAGCAUUAGUGACAGCGAUGGCGUUUAGUAUAAUUGUGGUCAUGACUGCCCUUUUCAUUAUGUGGGGAUUGCUAUAUGGGGAUUGUUAUAUUUAGUAAUAUUAAGUAUUUUUAAUCUCUGAAUGGCGUCGGGGUGUGUGAGGAAUGGCGGUACGUGACAAAAGAGUGGCGGUAAUUUGGCGCUGUCGCCGCGGUGACGUCCGCCAUCUGAUGACACGAGCCAUGCUUUCAGAAAUCAUUGCCCUACCCCCCUGUGCCCGUUUUGGAAAAUCAGCAUCAGUUGGCGAGCGCCACUUCUGCACACACACUUGAGGCUGAUUAAGACCGGUCCCUAUUGGAUUACGAGUGUUCCGCUGUCUCCUGAUUGGACAUACUCGCUGCCUUCUGAUUGGAAGAGCUGGAGGAGCUGGUGACGGAGGAUGCUACGCACUCAUAUUUUAUUAUAAAUAAUAUAGUCAUAUUUUUAUUACUGUAACCUUGAACUAUGGGCCCCUAAGGAUGAGUCCUUGUGGUAUGAAGGAAGAAUAGAUUAAGAAUAAAAUGAAGAUGAAGGUCUUGACCUGUUUGAUCUCUACAGUGGAUAAUGCAUCUCCAUUAUGCAGUGUGGCUGAGUGAACCUUCUGACAUUGAGGAGACAAACAGCAGGGUGGCUGUGUAGAGCAAUGGGCAGGAAACUGGUCCUGAACUCAGAGGAUGCAGGUUUGAUUCCCUGUUGGGACACUGAUGUUGGGAAUAUCCUCCAGCUGUGUAAAUUGGGCAGUGUGUUGCUCUGUAAAGUGUGUUUCUCUGGAUAAAGUGUGUCUCCUGAGUGCUGAAUGCAGUGUUACCAAGCUACAGAUCUGAGCAUCACAUUUCCAUAUUUGUAAUACCUGUCAUAUGUCACAUUUGCAAUAUCUGUGACGUGAUUCUUCAAUAGCUCAAGUUUCGGUCACAAGGACAUCAUGUCCGACAUCGCGGCUCAAGGCCUCACUGAGCAUGCUCACAGCGUCGAGUGCUGCGUGCUGCCCAGUUGUGAGUCUGUUUCAGCCUGCCUACGUUCAGACAGAGAGGGACAGACAGACAACCAACCACACCGACACACAAACAGGCACACACACACGCACACACCCAGAUACGCGCACACACGCACAGACACACAGGAACACACACGCACACACCCAGAUACGCGCACACAUGCACAGACACACAGGAACACACACGCACACACACACACACACAGCCACAUACACACAGAUACGCACACACAUGCACAGACACACAGGAACGCACACACACCCACACGCACAGACUCACAGACACACACACACACACACUCUCACACAUCUCGCUCUAGCAUGUCUGUCUGUGCAACGUGCACGCCCCGUUUCCAUGGCAACGUAUGCGCGCAUGCGGCAGCCCGUCCGCUGACUGGAGGAGGCAGAGCGGCGGACGAUGCGAGCCCAUUGGCUGGCUGACGGGGGAAAAAGGGGAGGGGUUUACGCCGUGAUCCACAGGAGCCAUGUGGAGAGGUCGGAGGAGAGACAGAACCGUGCCAAUCGUACCUGGGGCCAAUAAGCAUUUAAAAUACACUCCAAUAAAUUCUCCUACAGCUUACUCUUAGAGAAACAGCUGUUUUUGUUUUAAUUUGGUUGGUUACUUGUUUUCUUAAAUUCUCAGGCAUCUUUUCAAAUGAUGCCAGUAUGUACAGACUCAAAGUAUGUCAGAGGCACAUUCAGCUCCUGGUUUGUCUCUGAUCAGUGAAAACGCUCCGCUUCUGACUUUGUCCUGGACAAAGCUGUGCAAAGCAGUAUAAAGCUGGGUGGAUACGCACAUACAGACUCCAUCUUUAAUAUGGUGGAGAACAAUAACAGCAUGAGUGGACUGUUCAGAUGUUUUAUGACGACUCCCUCUGUGAUUUUUAAUUGUGCUGUGCUUCUAUACACACGUACACGCACACACAAGGUGUGCCUGUUCUCUCUGCUGAACCAAUUAACUGCCAGGACCCCACACCCCCAACAUCCCACACCCCACCCCUCACACCCCUCCCCUCUCCACCAAUCAGCUGUCAGCAUCCCUGCCUAGAUGAGAGAAUAGCGGAGGGGCGUAGCCUGUGUGAAGUGCGUGGCCGUUUGUGUGCCCUGACUGAGUCCUUUAUUGAUGAGAGAGAGGACAGCGCGUGAAGCCGUUUCCCAGCGGCGCCGCAUCGCUCCACAUCUAUAAUUAAAGAGCCGGUGGAGGCGGGACGCCGUCUCUGCGUGCGCUCGCGCGCCUGACUCGCUCUCUCCCGCGUGUUCGCUCUCCCGCUGCUCCGACCGCCGAUUUUUAUUUCCGCGAUGGUUCGGACGAGUAAACCGUUAUCAGGUGCAGAACCGCACAACUCCCGGCUGCUGCAGGACUUUGGCGCUUUACCGUAAAUCGCUGGAUUUGACGCUCUUUUGCUUCUGGAUGUAUUUUUUCGGGGGCUGGUUAAUUUCCGCGACUGCUGGAAUUGUACAGUAACGCAGCCUGCAGCUGAGGCGUAUUUGGGUUUUUCUCUUUUUUUUGGACAGUUCUGACUUCCUUUUUCAAAAUGCCUGAGGCUAAUUAUUUGCUGUCAGUGUCUUGGGGAUACAUUAAGUUCAAGCGAAUGUUGAACCGGGAGCUGACCCACCUUUCGGAGAUGAGCCGUUCUGGGAACCAAGUCUCAGAGUUCAUCUCCAGCACCUUCCUGGAUAAGCAGCACGAGGUGGAGAUGCCAUCCCCUCAGACGCAGAAGGACAAAGAGAAGAAGAAGCGGCCGAUGUCGCAGAUCAGCGGGGUGAAGAAGCUGACCCACAGCUCCAGCCUGACCAACUCCAACAUCCCCCGCUUCGGGGUCAAGACCGAGACCGAGGACGCGCUGGCCAAGGAGAUAGAAGACAUAAACAAAUGGGGCCUUAAUGUUUUCAAAGUCUCUGAGUUUUCGGGGAACAGACCAUUAACAGUUAUUAUGUACACGAUAUUCCAGGAAAGAGACCUCUUAAAAACAUUCAGAAUUCCACUAGACACCUUCAUAACUUACCUGAUGACCUUAGAAGAUCAUUACCAUGGUGAUGUUGCGUAUCAUAACAACAUCCACGCUGCAGAUGUCACACAGUCUACUCACGUGCUACUGUCCACCCCUGGACUAGAGGCUGUGUUUACGGACCUGGAGAUUCUUGCCGCCAUUUUUGCCAGCGCCAUCCACGACGUCGACCACCCCGGCGUCUCCAACCAGUUCCUCAUCAGCACCAACUCUGAGCUGGCUCUCAUGUACAAUGACGCGUCGGUGUUGGAAAAUCACCACCUGGCCGUGGGCUUCAAGCUCCUGCAGGAGGAGAACUGCGACAUCUUCCAGAACCUCAGCAAGAAACAGAGACAGUCCCUGCGCAAGAUGGUCAUCGACAUUGUUCUUGCCACUGACAUGUCCAAACACAUGAACCUGCUGGCUGACCUGAAGACCAUGGUGGAGACCAAGAAGGUGACCAGCUCAGGAGUCCUGCUGCUGGACAACUAUUCAGACCGGAUACAGGUCCUGCAGAACAUGGUGCACUGCGCGGACCUGAGCAACCCCACCAAGCCUCUGCAGCUGUACCGGCAGUGGACCGACCGCAUCAUGGAGGAGUUCUUCAGCCAGGGCGACCGCGAGCGCGACCGCGGCAUGGAGAUCAGCCCCAUGUGCGACAGGCACAACGCCUCGGUCGAGAAGUCCCAGGUGGGGUUCAUAGACUACAUCGUGCACCCGCUGUGGGAGACGUGGGGGGACCUGGUGCACCCGGACGCCCAGGACAUGCUGGACACGCUGGAGGAGAACCGGGAGUGGUACCAGAGCACCAUCCCGCAGAGCCCCUCCCCCACGCUGGACCCGGCUGACCGGACCCGCCCCGGCGGCGCCGCCGACAAGUUCCAGUUCGAGCUGACGCUGGAGGAGGACGGCGAGUCCGACACGGAGAAGGACAGCGGCAGCCAUGCCGAGGGAGAGGAGGAGGAGGAAGAGGAUGAUGAAGAUGAGGAAGAUGAGGAAGAAGAGGAAGAAGAUGACAACAGCUGCAGCGACUCGAAAACGAUUUGCACUCAGAACUCCACUGAGAUCCCGCUCGACGAGCAGGGCGAGGAGGAGGAGGAGGAGGGGCAGCCCUGUGACGAGGAAGAGCGGGCGGUCUCCUCCGAGCCGUGUGUGGUGGAGGAGGAGGAGAAGGUGGAGGAAGAGGAGUAUGACAAGCCUGCAGGCACGUAACAGCUGGCCCACGGCCAGGUCCUGAAUGUGUACUGGGAAUCGCAAAAAGAACAGAACAGACGACAGACUCGUGAACUUUAUUCCCUUUGGUUGGCUUUCAUUAUAUUUGCGUUUUUAAUUCUUAUUUAAGACAGUUGUUUGAAGAACAGUCCCAAAGCGCAUGUUGCACUCCACCACCCUCAACUGCACCUCGCUGCAACACAGCUGGCCCAUGCCGACUGACCACACCCACCUGACCACGCCCAACUGGCUCCCCUGCGAUUUUGCACUCAGGAAUAUUUCUGAUACUUAUUUUUUCAAGUCUUUCCUUCUUCAUUAUUUCUCAUACUGUUGUUUUCUAUUUUUCUCCUCAAAACUACUAUUGGUCAGUGGAUUGGUGGUUGGGCAGUAGGCCGAUGGUUGGGCAGUAGGAUGGUGGUUAGCUGGUGGAUCGGUGGUUGGGCAGUAGGCCGGUGGAUCGGUGGUUGGUCAGUAGGCCAGUGGUUAGGUGGUGGAUCGGUGGAUGGGCAGUAGGCCAGUGGUUAGGUGGGUGGCCAGUGGUUGGUCAGUUCUCUGUGGCUCAUGGUGUAAAAAUAAUCCAGUCUCUUUGUUUUGGCCACUUUUUAUUCCUUGCAAACACACCUGGAAAUUUUCAGGAAACUGAUUCCAGGAGAGAGAGGGAGAAUUGAUGCUGUUUCAAUGCUGAUAUGAAUAGGAUCUGUCAUGUGAUUGGUCCAUGCCCAAAUGUUCUCACUGACAGAGAGAGAGAGCAGGAAGGAUUUUUUUUUUUACACUUUUUUGAAGUUCAAGUCUUCCACAAAACCUGACUGAGAGAAAAAUUAGACAGCCACUGCGCUGUUUUGACCUCUUCAGUUUUUUAAAAAUUUUAUUUGUAUAUAAAAAUCGCACACUUUUCUAGGUUUUCCUUUUAUGUUAUUACGGAUGUACAUUUAUGGAGAUAUAUUUAAGAAACAUCCUCUGACGUCGCUCCUUCGUGGUAAAAGAAGUAACUUGCAAGUUUUAUGUGUGGCAUGAGCGCGUGCUGGAUCACACCUCCGUCUGUUCUUUCCGUCACUGUUUUCCUCAUUUAAAGACAUUUUAUUUAUUAUUUAAACACACAUACAUCAAGGCAAAAUGAUGACUCAAUACUUUUGGCCUUUGCCGUUGCAUAAUUAUUAUCAUUGCCAACUCCACACACAUGCACACAUAUGCUUGUUUUUUUUGUUUUUUGCUUAACCUGCCAAACAUAUUAGAGGUUCCUAACUGCAUUAUGCUUCAAAUAUAAAGUAGAUGGCAGUGAUGCAUACUCUGCAGCAUCAUUGUCAUCAUCAUUGUCGUCAUGGCCAUCAUUAACAUUACAGCGUUUGUUUUGAGAGGAAAAA
Molecule: messenger RNA, 6384 nt
Organism: Anguilla rostrata (American eel)
Lineage: Eukaryota; Metazoa; Chordata; Actinopteri; Anguilliformes; Anguillidae
Product: 3',5'-cyclic-AMP phosphodiesterase 4D-like
Exons: 10
Coding region: 3359-5023 (554 amino acids)
Biological process (GO): signal transduction
Cellular component (GO): perinuclear region of cytoplasm; cytosol; nucleus
Molecular function (GO): 3',5'-cyclic-AMP phosphodiesterase activity
Source: RefSeq, a predicted model, not a curated record